AUGACUGGAACCGCGAAGACCAAGCCCCGCGUCAGCCUUGGGCUUUUGACAUUCGGCCCCGAAGGUUCAGAAACCUAUGGAAGCCGCAUUACCUCCCUUGACACCUUCAAUCAAUGCCUCGACUAUUUACAGUCCCGCGGUUAUAAUGAAGUCGACACAGCCAGAACCUACGUCGGCGGCCAGCAAGAAGGCUGGACCAAGCUUACCAACUGGCGAGAGCGCAACCUUACUCUCGCUACAAAAUGGUAUCCUUACAAGCCUGGCGAUCACUCCAAGACCAUUGUUAAGGAGAACUUGAACAAGAGUCUUGGCGAGCUUGGUUCCGAUAGCGUGGAUAUCUUUUACCUUCAUGCACCAGAUCGUUCAGUUCCGUUCCAGGAGACGCUUGAGGCUUGCAAUGAACUCUAUCAAGAGGGAAAGUUCAAGAAGCUUGGCCUGAGCAAUUUUGCGGCAUGGGAAGUUGCUGAGCUUUGCACAAUUGCUCACCAGAAAGGCUGGGUCAAACCCACCGUUUAUCAGGCUAUGUACAACUGCUUGACCCGCGCCAUCGAAGAAGAACUCGUUCCGUGCUGUCGAAAGUUUGGGAUGGAUAUUCUUGUCUAUAAUCCCUUGGCUGGUGGUGUACUUUCAGGUCGCUACAAAAGCAAAGAGAUCCCAGCUGACGGCGGACGAUAUUCCACCCAGGACCCGGUGAUUGGGGCGAUGUAUCGCGACAGGUACUUCAAGGACGUCAACUUUGAGGCUUUGAAGGUGAUUCAACCUGUCGCUGAUAAAUUAGGGUUGACGCUCUUGGAGAUUGCGUUCAGAUGGCUUGUUCACCAUAGCAAGCUCAAGGUCAUGGAUGGCAAUGAUGGGUUAGUAAUUGGUAUCAGCUCUCUCAGCCAGCUUGAGAGUAACCUGGAUAAUGUUGAGAAGGGUCCGUUGCCGGAAGAGGUGCUGGAGGUAUUAGAUGAGGCAUGGAAGAUCACCAAGCCUUCUUGCUCUCUUUACUGGAGGUAG
Fusarium fujikuroi IMI 58289 is the source of this 999-nucleotide messenger RNA. Its product is annotated as related to potassium channel beta subunit protein. The record is from RefSeq and is a predicted model, not a curated record. The transcript has a single exon. Gene Ontology annotation, molecular function: oxidoreductase activity. The coding region runs from base 1 to 999 and encodes 332 amino acids. Lineage: Eukaryota; Fungi; Ascomycota; Sordariomycetes; Hypocreales; Nectriaceae.